Corythoichthys intestinalis (scribbled pipefish) is the source of this 1660-nucleotide messenger RNA. Its product is annotated as E3 SUMO-protein ligase ZBED1-like. Gene Ontology annotation, molecular function: protein dimerization activity. Bases 1 to 1386 code for a protein of 461 amino acids. NCBI's taxonomy places the organism in Eukaryota, Metazoa, Chordata, Actinopteri, Syngnathiformes, Syngnathidae. The record is from RefSeq and is a predicted model, not a curated record. The transcript is spliced from 4 exons.
AUGGUUCUAAAAGUGCAACAGCAGCCCUGUGGAUGCAAGUGUAACCCAGAUCAGCAGUCAUCGGCCCCUCCCUCUCCCCCUGCAACAGCAGAGUGGAGGGAGGAUGGGCCAAACAGCCGAGUGGAGGGAGGAGGGGCUGUUCUCAAACUGAAAGUAAAACACGCAAGACGUGAGAACAUUGCAGCGGCGCUGAAAGAAGCUGUGGCUUCUUGGAACCUGGACGAGGAACAUCUUGUCUGCAUAACGUCAGACAAUGCUGCAAACAUAGUGAGGGCAGCUUCCUUGAACAAAUGGACCCGGCUGCAGUGCUUUGGACACAGGCUGCAUCUUGCAGUUGAAAAUGCAGUGAAAAAGAGUGAUAAGAUUGACCGUGCUCUAAGUAUCUGCAAGAAGCUUGUGGGUCACUUCUCGCACAGCUGGAAGGCCAGAGCUGCUCUUGAAGAUGCCCAAAAGGAACUCAAUCUACCUUCACAUUCCCUCAUAACAGAAUGCCAAACAAGAUGGGGCUCCAGACAGAUGAUGAUCAGCAGGAUCCUGGAGCAACAGAGGGCUUUAGCUCAGGUCCUGUCUAAGGAUAAGAAGACGCGGCAUUUAAUCCCAACCUGGCAGGACAUAGAUGUACUCGAAUCUGUCAGUAAGUCACUGGACCCACUGCUUGACUUCACUGAUGCACUUUCAGGUGAGGACUACAUCAGUAUCUCCUGUCUCAAGCCUGUUCUUCACCUCUUCAACACACAAUUACUGCAAGGGCAAGAUGAGGAAACAGACCUGACCAAGAAGUUGAAAAAAGAGAUGUUGGACUAUAUAAAUGAGAAAUAUGAAGAUAAAGCCACGCAGGAGCUUCUAGAUAUUGCAUCUUGUUUGGACCCCCGGUUCAAGAUGGAUUUCAUCGAUGCAGACAAAAAGCCUCAAGUCAAGGCUAGAGUGACCACAGAGCUAAUGGAAUGCCAUGCCCAGACCUCUUCAGCACUCUUCAGUGCUGCAUCAAGCAGCAGCACUGAAGAAAAUCCCACAGUUGCUAACCCGCCCCAGGAAAAGAAAUCCAAGAAGUCCUUUGGAGGUUUCUUCCAGUCAAUACAGAGCAAAGCUGGAGCAGCAGGCACUAGCUCCUCUCUGACCUUAAGGGAAUCUGUGGAAGCAGAGUUCAACAACUACCUGCUAACACCUUGCAUAGAUAAAGAUCAAGAUGCACUUGCAUGGUGGAAAAUUUACCAAAUAAACUUUCCAAGACUCUCCAAGCUUGCCUGCAAGUAUUUAUGCAUUCCCGCUACGAGCUCGCCAUCAGAGAGGCUAUUCAGUGCAAGUGGGAACAUUGUCACAUGCCAACGUUCCUGUCUCAAACCCGAAAUGGUUGACAAACUGGUAUUCUUGGCCAAAAACCUGUGAAAACCAGUUGAGGAUUGCCGAAUGAAGCUGGGCGAGAUGUUUACCAAACACAGCUGUAGGGACGACUUUUGUUUUUCCUUCUGUGACAGCAAUAAGCUAUCUAUUUGUCAUGUUUAAUUAAGUUGUUGUUAGGUUAUGUUUACAAAUUUGUUGUUUUAAAGAGCUUUUUAUUUGUUGUUAUAUUUUGAGAACAACUCAGGGGACUUAUGCACCUGUUCUUUAACUUAUUAUAUUUAAUAUUUUUUUUUAAAUAUGUUUACAACUUUGUUAUUUU